AUGCGAGCUAUGUUUGAUCCUGAAUUUUCACGAUUCCUUCUAAGAGUAGGAGAGGGAAGAGAGCCUGUUGAUGAUGAGGGCGAAAUAACUUUAUCAUCAGAUAUAGUUAUUCCUUAUUACGAUAAAGAGAAGUCCUUAAACAGGUUACUAGAAAGUGUCUUUCCAGAUUUGAACACCUAUUUGCAAGAUCAUUAUAACCUAAUAAAUAGGUGUAUCCUUGCGCCUAAAAAUAGCCCAGUUGAUGAGCUCAAUGAAAUAAUGAUUAGGAGAUUUCCUGGAAGCCUUCAAACUUAUAUUAGCUCCGACAAGACUGUUGAUCAGCGACACCAAGGUGAUUACGAGGACUUCCUCAAUUCUCAGAAUCCUAAAGGUCUUCAUCCUCAUAAGUUGCUGUUGAAGGAAAACUGUCCACUGAUGCUUCUAAGAAAUCUAAAUCUAGCUAAAGGCCUUUGCAAUGGCACAAGGUUAAUAUGUAGGGAACUUGGCCAGCACACAAUUUCUGUUGAGAUUGUUUUUGGCCAUCAUCGAGGAAAAAGAGUUUUCAUUCCAAGGAUACCUCUUCAGACGCCUAACAAUGACAAAAAUGGGAUUCCAUUCAUAAGAACACAAUUUCCUGUCCGCCUUUGCUUCGCUUUAACUAUCAAUAAAUCGCAAGGCCAAACUCUUGACUACGUCGGCAUCUAUCUACGGGAACCAGUUUUUUCUCAUGGCCAGCUGUAUGUUGCUCUGUCCAGAGCCAAGACCGCUGCCAAAGUUAAAGUUCUUCUUGUUCCUGGAACAUUUGAUGACACAAAAGUAGAUUGCAAAACUCGAAAUGUUGUCUUUGAUGAAAUUUUUAGAUUAGCUCAAGCCUAA
Molecule: messenger RNA, 855 nt
Organism: Coffea eugenioides
Lineage: Eukaryota; Viridiplantae; Streptophyta; Magnoliopsida; Gentianales; Rubiaceae
Product: ATP-dependent DNA helicase PIF1-like
Exons: 2
Coding region: 1-855 (284 amino acids)
Source: RefSeq, a predicted model, not a curated record